GUUGAAGCAAAAAAAUACGUAAAACUUCUUAUCGCCCUUAGAUAUUAAUCUAAGUUAUCGCCUUGAUUUUAACAUCAGUCUCUUUCAAUAUGUCGUGGUCGAAAUUGCACAAGAACUGCAUCAUUGCGGGCCCACUAGAAGCAUUAUGCUUGGUCUGCGAGAUUCCCAUAAAAACACAGUCCGAACUGGAUACUCAUGUAGAGGUAGACGUUCAUCUGAAAGCCUUAAAUGCUGCACCGUAUAUUGAGAAGUAUAAACCUCAUAACAUCAGAAAGGUCACAUUAGGCUACUACUGUGAGUUUUGCAAUCUCGUACUUAGUACUCCUGCAAAGGUCAAUCUGCACAUUACUAUACCAGAGCAUGAGCAAAACCGUGGCUUCCUUCUGAUUAAGCGAGUCAAUGAUUCAGUGAUCGUGUUCGAUGACAUUUCCAUAAAUCAUAGAUCCUGGAAUGGCUUUGUGGAAGAUACUUGUGCUAUAUGCAAUGUUGAAUAUUAUGAUGAGUUUAAACAUCUUAACCUGCACAGUCAUAUUUUCAACUUAAUCACAAAGAAAAUUGAGUUUUUGGGAGAUAACAUGGUAUACCGAAAUAUUGAUGAAAGUUCUUAUCAAUGUAUGGUUUGUAAUCUGGUAUUGGCGUCCAGUACCUUAUCGACUCACAUUGAGCAACCAGGUCAUAUAAAAAUGGUGGAGAAAUGUCGCGAAGCCGGUCGUGCCAUUCUAAACCUUAAAAGUGGUACCGAUCAUGCCACAACGAACACUGGAAAGGAUGCCGCUCGUGCCACAACGAGCAUUGGAAAUGACCCUGGUCGUGCCACGACGAGCAUUGGAAAUGACGCGGGUCGUGCCACGACGAGCAUUGGAAAUGACGCGGGUCGUGCCUUCCUGAACAUUUUAAAUCCGCCGGAAAAAAAGAAAGCUGACGAAAAGAAAAAAACUGACAGUAAGACUAAGAAAAAUGAAUCGAAGAAAUCUCAAAACAAUACUUAUAUGGAAAAUGAAACAUUCAUAUGCGGUGUCCUGGGUGCUAAAAACUAUAUCGUCUCGCAGGACGAUGGAAAGAGCAUGUGCCUACUGUGUGAUUGGAGCAUGGAGACAUCUGCGGCCGCCGCGCACGUGGCAGGUCGACACCAUAUCACUAUCCUAAAAAUGCACAAAGAAAGGUUGGACAGAAUGAGCAAAGAUGAAAAUUCUGAGCCAGACAGUGGGAAUGCUGGUGGUAGCAGUGCAACUGGCAAUCAAAAAGUCAAGCCCGAGCCUAAAGAUAAGCUUGAUAGUGGAAAAGCUAGCGCUGGAAAGGCAGCUGGCGAUGAAAAAGGCAAAAUUAAGGAAGCAUCCCCUAAACUCCAUAAGAACGGUCUAAAUACUAACAAGAGUGAGACUAAAGAUAAGCCAGAAAUUGGAAAAACUAGUGAUGAAAAGUCAGCUGAAGAAAAAGGCAAAAUGAGGGAUUCUUCGCCUAAACUCCAUGACAAUGGCGGUAAUAUUAACAAGCCUGAGCCUAAAGAUAAGCUAGACAGUGGAAAUGCUAGUGGUGGAAAGGCAACUGCUGAUGAAAAAGACAUUGGAGGAUUCUUCAAGGAUUCUUCGCCCAAACCCCACAACAAUGGUCUAAACGUUAACAAGUCUGAGCCUAAAGACAUCUGUAGGCGCCUACCAGAGAGUGAAAAUGCUUGUGGUGGCAGUAAAACUGGCGACGAAAAAAACAACAUCAAGGAAAACAUUGGCAUCAACAUUGACAAGUCCAACUCUGAAGAUGAGCCAGAUACUCAAAAUGCUUCUGCUGUGACUGCUACUAGCAAUGAUCGAGACGUAAUUAUUGAUUUGUAUGAAGAAUUCCAAGCCUAUGGUAUAAGUGUUAACUUUGUGACUAACAUAGCAACAUGUAAGAAGUGCUCAAAAACAAUGGAUCUAAAAUUCACUGCAAUUCGGCAACAUAUUAAGGAACACUAUGAUGCGUUGCCAAGGCCCUUGUGUAGGAAGGCACCAGAAGUGGAAGAUGACAUACAAAGUUUUUUGGAUUUAAAUAGAAUAAUAAUUAUAGAAGGCGGGGAAAGGCAUUGCGAGCUGUGCCGAGUCAACCUCCCCAUUUCGUUGAAAACUGUGAAACAACACGUUAAUGGAACGCGGCAUCUAAACAAUUUAGCAAUUAGGAGUGGUAAUAAUCCGGCGGAGCUAGUGCCCCAAUUUCACAAGGUGAAAUUGAGAGACUACGUCACUUCAAUGAUGGGUUUGGAGGACAGUAUAAGGAAAGAUGUAAUUCUCAACGAGAAGUUUGACAUCACCAUGAUGAGUUAUUUGUUGAUGAGUUCCGUGAGCUUGAGAUGUUACAUUUGUGAUGAGGAUCUUGAACGGGGGCAAAUUGACGCACAUAAGGUGUCCACGGAACACAUCACACGUGUGGCCGAUUCUAAGGUGCUUGUGUCGUUGGAAAACGAGUUUGUGCGAGAGUUGCGUCGCAACUCCUACCACUGCGGGAUUUGCAGCUGGGUGUCGAUCAACUGGACGGGAAUGAAUGAGCACCUCAAGUCGCGGACCCACGUUGACCAGAAGUACAACAUGAAGUGGCGUCUGGCGCAACAUCUCACGCAGGUCGGGUCAUUAGAGAAAGAUUAUUUAAAUUGGGUAAUAUGCGAUUCGCCUAUUUAA
This is a messenger RNA of Ostrinia nubilalis (European corn borer), 2648 nucleotides long. RefSeq lists its product as uncharacterized. Gene Ontology annotation, molecular function: nucleic acid binding; zinc ion binding. The coding region runs from base 90 to 2648 and encodes 852 amino acids. The record is from RefSeq and is a predicted model, not a curated record. The transcript is spliced from 6 exons. Lineage: Eukaryota; Metazoa; Arthropoda; Insecta; Lepidoptera; Crambidae.